AUGAACUCCCUUCCUACUCCGACAAUCAAAUCCUUCGACCUGGUAGCAGACUUCUUAGAGCACAUUCUACAUGGCAGUGCCUCGAGCACCACACUGAUCGUUUGCUGGACAAGAGAAAAAUUUAUACAGAAGCUUAUUUCUUCAAUUCAGCUUCAAUCUAGGCAAACUGAAGGCGAAGAGCACCCUACAUCCGAGGAGGCUCCGAUACUUUCCUCUACCCUUCUGUCGAACACAAUUGACAUUCUUGACAAGUCUCGGAGAGUGACUUUAUCCUUUUGCCCCAGCCUGGAACAUCUUCGCGCCUACCUAGGAACAUCGAAUAAAUGGCCCGGCCCACGAUUAAAUCCAGAAAAUGGCCCCGAUACAGAACAACCGCUCCUCGCCAUACUCAGCCCUAUUGCUCUGCAUUUCCACACUUCUCAGUUUUCUGCCCAGGGUAUUUCGAGAACCCUCGCUCUCGCUGUAGAAGCUGCCUCGAGGAAGAGCACCCGCUUGGUUUUAUGUGAAUGUCAGGACUUGAACGCUGGUGAAGAGGAACAUGCGUUUUCAAACAAUCCAUGGGACAUGGCUGUUCCUCUAUUGAAUUCAUCAACCACAUCAAGGCAACCGGUUGAAAUAUCAGCUGCACAGACUGUCCAAAUCAGGAGGAUUGCAAAAAAAUGGUUCCAUUUUGACCAAACAGAGAGAGAAGCAGCAGGACCUUGA
Coccidioides immitis RS is the source of this 705-nucleotide messenger RNA. RefSeq lists its product as uncharacterized. NCBI's taxonomy places the organism in Eukaryota, Fungi, Ascomycota, Eurotiomycetes, Onygenales, Onygenaceae. The record is from RefSeq and is a predicted model, not a curated record. The transcript has a single exon. The coding region runs from base 1 to 705 and encodes 234 amino acids.